GGGUAGUAUGGCAGUGGUGGAUGAUUCAUUUAAGAAGCCAGGGGCUGUUCCAUUCAAGUGGGAGGUCCGACCCGGACUUCCAAAGGCCCAACUCCAACAACCCGAACAAUAUGAACAAAAAAGAAGAUCUUUUCAUUGCAGUCCUUCAUUUGUUCUCAGACAGCAGCUGCAGGAACAACUAAAGGAGGCAGCAAACAAUACUUCAGAUUAUGGUGCAUUGCCUGACACUCCAACAAAACUUGCACCUCCACCUGCCGGAUUCUGCUUUCAGGCGGAGCCCCGUACCCGAUCCUUUCCGUCCCCUUCUCGAACCCGUUCGGAGCGGUACCAUUUCAACAACUCCACUCUCGCACAACCCGAGAAUGUAUUAUCCAGUGGAUGCUUUCCAACAUCUCCUUUUCUCAUCAGCAUGAAGAAUGAUAGAAAGAAAACAAAGAAGCAGCACAAGCUUAAGGUCCGACCUGAGUCCAAGUCCGAACCUGACAGUGCUUCGGAUCUUGGAAAGUUGUCCCCUUGGUCAGUUUCAAGUAGAGCGUCCAUGUCUCCUUUCUGGGAUUCUCCAUUUUCUUCUUCAUUUUCAUCCCGCCGGUCAUCACCCCGGCCGGUGAACGAUGCCGAGUGGGCUGGCUUUGGGCUAUUUUAGAGGAAGAAUUAUAGAAAUAAAUACAUUGUAUUUGUGGGGAGCAUUUUUAUCACAUAUCAGUAUUGGAUAUAUAUUAAGAUCUUAUUAGUUUCCAUGUAUAGCAUUGCAUAUUAAAAAUGUCACACUUACUUCGUUUCUUACUCGUAGUAAAACUUUGGAAUAGAAUUUUCAUUUACCAAACUCAUGUAUUAACGUGCACAUGAA
This is a messenger RNA of Coffea eugenioides, 847 nucleotides long. Its product is annotated as chromatin modification-related protein eaf1-like. The transcript has a single exon. The record is from RefSeq and is a predicted model, not a curated record. NCBI's taxonomy places the organism in Eukaryota, Viridiplantae, Streptophyta, Magnoliopsida, Gentianales, Rubiaceae. Bases 8 to 643 code for a protein of 211 amino acids.